AUGGGCGCCUUACUAUCUGUACCCUUUCUGGCCAUGCCCGCCAUGGGUACGGUUUGGAGCGUUGCCGCCUCCUGCUGUGGCGCCGCGACAUGCAGCGCCGUCAUGGGCUCUUGCGGAGGGAAAUGCGGUAACAGCAUCGCCACCCGUAUCGCAUACGCGCUCAUCCUUCUGGUCAACUCGAUUGUUUCAUGGAUCAUGCUCACCGACUGGGCCAUGAAGAAGCUGGCUCACCUCACUCUGGACUAUGUCGACAUCAAAUGCCACGGCGAACAAUGUUACGGAUAUGUCGCAGUACAGCGCAUCAACUUCGCGCUCGGUUUCUUCCACGUCAUUAUGGCGCUUAUGCUCAUCGGAGUACGGUCUUCCAAGGACGGUCGCGCGACCAUACAGAACGGUUUCUGGCUUCCCAAGAUCAUGGGCUGGAUUGGCAUGAUCGUUCUGACCUUUUUCAUCCCUAACUCGUUCUUCAUCGUCUGGGGCAACUAUUUUGCCAUGAUUGGCGCGUGUCUGUUCCUUCUCAUUGGACUCAUUCUGCUUGUCGAUCUGGCGCAUAACUGGGCCGAAUACUGCCAGGAGAAGAUUGAGACUACCGAGUCGCGCGUCUGGACAGGCAUGCUUGUUGGUAGUGCCAUGUCCAUGUACCUCGCCUCGAUCGCCAUGACCAUAAUCAUGUACAUUUUCUUUGCGAAGAGCGGAUGUGGCAUGAACCAGGCAGCUAUCACGAUCAACUUGAUCCUGCUCCUGAUUUCAUCCGUCGCAUCGAUUCACCCCGCAGUACAGGACGUCAACCCCCGAGCAGGUCUCGCCCAGUCCGCCAUUGUAGCCGUCUACUGCACUUAUCUCACCUUGUCCGCUGUGGGCAUGGAACCUGACGACCAUCAAUGCAACCCCUUGAUCCGUGCCCGUGGAACUCGUAAGGCGACUAUCAUCAUCGGCGCCAUUGUCACUUUCGUCACUGUUGCCUACACCACCACCCGUGCAGCAACGUACGGCCUCGCUCUUGGCGCCCAGGGCAACCCUCACGGAAACGGCUACGCUCAAGUCGGCACUGAAGACUACGAGCAUGGUCUCGUCACACAGCAACCUGAAUCACGCCGUGACAUGCGCCAAGCUGCCUUGCGCGCCGCUGUAGAGUCCGGUUCGCUUCCUGCUUCUGCUCUCGACGACUCAGACAGCGAGGACGAGGACGAUGAGCCCUCUAGCAAGAAGAACCCGCGCGAUGACGAGCGCAACGCGACGCAAUACAACUACACUCUCUUCCACAUCAUCUUCUUCCUCAGCACAACAUGGGUCGCUACUCUCCUCACCACCAACUUCGACGAGAAGGAUGUGUCUGGUAGCUUCGUCCCCGUUGGACGAACAUACUGGGCCAGCUGGGCGAAGAUCAUCAGCGCAUGGGUUUGCUACGGCAUCUACACAUGGACGUUGGUCGCUCCUCUCGUGCUGCCAGAUCGGUUUGACUAUUAG
Molecule: messenger RNA, 1467 nt
Organism: Alternaria postmessia
Lineage: Eukaryota; Fungi; Ascomycota; Dothideomycetes; Pleosporales; Pleosporaceae
Exons: 4
Coding region: 1-1467 (488 amino acids)
Cellular component (GO): membrane
Source: RefSeq, a predicted model, not a curated record